Molecule: messenger RNA, 861 nt
Organism: Elaeis guineensis (African oil palm)
Lineage: Eukaryota; Viridiplantae; Streptophyta; Magnoliopsida; Arecales; Arecaceae
Source: RefSeq, a predicted model, not a curated record
UUGUGUUUAUAUAUGUGAAGACCUUAUUCGUUGCGGGGACCGACACAUCGACAGAGACAACGGAGUGGGCGAUGUCGCUACUCCUAAACAAUCCUGAGGCACUGCAGAAGGCCAGGCUGGAGAUUGAUGCGUGUGUGAAGGAGAAGCGCUUGCUUGAAGAAAAUGAUCUCCCAAAGCUUCCUUAUCUUAAUGGGAUCAUCAAUGAAACACUUAGGUUGUGCUCUGCUGCCCCACUUCUAUUACCUCACGAGUCACAUGAAGAUUGUGUCGUGGGAGGCUACGACAUUCCACGUGGCACCAUACUAUUGGUCAACGCCCGGGCCAUUCACAGGGAUCCAAACGUAUGGGUGGAGCCCACCAAGUUCAUGCCAGAGAGAUUCUUGGAUGGUAGAGAGGAGGGUGGAAUGGCGCUUCCUUUCGGGAUGGGGAGGAGGAAGUGUCCAGGGGAAGGGCUUGCUAUGAGAGUGAUAGGGUUGGCGUUGGGGACCAUGAUCCAAUGUUUUGAGUGGAAAUGGGUGGGAGGAGGGGAGGUGGACAUGCGUGAAGGGAGUGCGGUGACGCUUCCAAAGGUUGUACCCCUUGAGGCGAUGUGUCGACCGCGUGAGAGAAUGAAAGAGGUUCUUGUGCGGCUUUGAACCAUUGAAAGUGGGUGCCUCCAAAUAAUUUAAGUAUUAGAUAGCUGCAACCUUGUAUGGAUAAGGAGGAGGUCAAGUCUAAAUGUCUAUUUCAUUUUCUCUAAUUUCCUUUUUAUGGAUUGAGAUGCAUCUGUUUGAGACGUCAGGUGGUUAAUUGGAGACUUUUCUUUUACUUUUAACAAUGCAAUACGCAAUUGGUUUCAACCUGUGUUAGUGGCAUGUUUGU